Penicillium expansum is the source of this 456-nucleotide messenger RNA. RefSeq names its product acyl carrier protein (gene acpA). Gene Ontology annotation, molecular function: acyl carrier activity; acyl binding. Gene Ontology annotation, cellular component: mitochondrion. The record is from RefSeq and is a predicted model, not a curated record. Lineage: Eukaryota; Fungi; Ascomycota; Eurotiomycetes; Eurotiales; Aspergillaceae. Bases 1 to 456 code for a protein of 151 amino acids. Gene Ontology annotation, biological process: fatty acid biosynthetic process. The transcript has 6 exons.
AUGUUCCGCUCCACCAUUGUUCGUUCCUUGAAGGCUUCCGCCCCCCGUGUCAUCAAGACCCCGGCUCCCUUCCACAUCCGCAGCUCCCCCAUUGCUGCCCAGGUCCCUCAAUUCACUCCCUGCUUCGCUCAGGGUGUCCGCCUCUACUCCGCCCCUGCCGGUCUGAGCAAGAACGAGGCCGAGGGCCGGAUAGUCAACCUGCUCAAGAACUUCGACAAGGUCUCCGAUGCCAGCAAGGCGACCGAAAACAUUCAUCAGCUAAACCCGUUUGACCUGCAGAUUAACGGCGCUUCCCACUUCUCGAACGACCUUGGUCUGGACAGCCUGGACACCGUCGAGGUCGUGAUGGCUAUUGAGGAGGAGUUCAGCAUUGAGAUCCCCGACAAGGAGGCCGACCAGAUCCACAGUGUUGAGAAGGCUGUCGAGUACAUCCUGGCCCAGCCCGAUGCCCACUAA